AUGCAACGAAUAGUACCAAAAUUGUCCACAACAAAAUCAUGCAUCAAAAUUCUUCGCAACUACAGUUCCAUCGAACCAUAUCGACCCAUCAUCGAUCCAAAGCCGUGUGAUGUCUUCAUCAAUCAUCGUGGGGUCGAUACGAAAGGCAACGUAUCGGGUUUGUUGUAUGAUCGUCUUUCGAAAAUGGGUAUCAAUACUUUCCUCGAUAAGAAGAGUAUGGGACCCGGUGAUAAAUUAUCCGACGAGAUUGAAACCGGCAUCCGAAAUUGUCGGGUGGCGAUUGCGGUUUUCUCACCUCGUUAUGGGGAGUCCUAUUAUUGCCUACACGAGUUGGCGCUUAUAAUGGAGUGUAAGAAGCGUUUGGUUCCAAUCUUUUGGAACGUGCAACCGUCGGGGCUUAAGAUUAAGAACACGAAAAAAUAUUCGAAAUGUGAGAUUAAUCGGUUUAAUUGGGCUCUUGAAGAGGCUCGACAAACGAUUGGGAUAAGAUUUGAUUCUACUAAAGGUUCCAUCGAACCAUAUCGACCCAUCAUCGAUCCAAAGCCGUACGAUGUCUUCAUCAAUCAUCGUGGGGUCGAUACAAAAGGCAACGUAUCGGGUUUGUUGUACGAUCGUCUUUCCAAAAUGGGUAUCCAUACUUUCCUCGAUAAGAAGAGUAUGGGACCCGGUGAUAAAUUAUCCGAGGAGAUUGAAACCGGCAUCCGAAAUUGUCAGGUGGCGAUUGCAGUUUUCUCUCCUCGUUAUAGGGAGUCAUAUUAUUGCCUACACGAGUUGGCCCUUAUUAUGGAGUGUAAGAAGCGUUUGGUUCCAAUCUUUUGGAAUGUGCAACCGUCGGGGCUUAAGAUUAAGAACACGAAAAAAUAUUCGAAAUGUGAGAUUAAUAGGUUUAAUUGGGCUCUUGAAGAGGCUCGACAAACGAUUGGGAUAAGAUUUGAUUCGACUAAAGGGUAA
Messenger RNA from Impatiens glandulifera, 951 nucleotides. RefSeq lists its product as uncharacterized. The coding region runs from base 1 to 951 and encodes 316 amino acids. Gene Ontology annotation, biological process: signal transduction. The record is from RefSeq and is a predicted model, not a curated record. Lineage: Eukaryota; Viridiplantae; Streptophyta; Magnoliopsida; Ericales; Balsaminaceae. The transcript has 2 exons.